CCUCCCAGGGGUCCUCUUUCAAGUCUCAAAAGUCUUUUUUUUUUCUGGUGGAAAUCAGCUGUUUUCAUGAGAAGUUGCAACACUGCAGGACAAUCCCCGGUGGACUGUUAUGCACCUGCAGCAACACCUGAGCACUGAAUUUGAUGCUUUUCAAAGUUAGAGAGAUAACACCUUGUUUUGGAAGAUUUCUCCUUUACAAGAACUUUUUGGAGGACAUACAAUUUUCAAAAUGAAAGUGCUUUGAUAGAAGUGCAUUUCUUUUGACAUCUGAGGAAUUCUUUGAUCUCAUCAUUUAACAAUGAGGCAGACUGGAAUCCAGAAUUUCACUCUGAAAUCUUUAUUAUGAAUCAUGGAGGAGAACGGUUCAUUUGUUACUGAGUACAAUGAAAGCACCGCUGCUUGGACACCAGUACCUUCUGCUCCCAGCAAACAGCUGGGAAAUUUUCCCAACCCACAAACACGUCUCAAGGACCUCAUGGGAUUAUUUUUCAUGGUGACCCUGAAUGUUCUGGCACUUCUGGCCAACACUGCUGUGCUUGUGGUUGUCAUCAAAGCCUCUCAUCUCAGGAAAUUUGUAUUUGUAUGCCAUCUUUGUACGGUGGACCUCCUGUGUGCCAUUUUGCUCAUGCCUCUUGGCAUUGUGUCCAGCUCCCCCUACUUUUCUGUGGUGUUCACUGUGCUGGAGUGCCAGGUCUAUGUCUUCCUCAAUGUAAUCCUCAUAGCAGCCUCUAUCUUCACCAUCACAGCUAUUAGUGUGGAGCGUUAUUACUACAUUGUCCAUCCCAUGCGAUACGAGGUGAAGAUGACAUUGAAGCUGACUGCAGCCGUGAUGGUGACAGUGUGGGUGGCUUCUGCAGGGCUGGGGUUGUCCACUGUGUUCGGAUGGCCGUCUUAUGGUAGCCUGAGCUCCAUCAGUGCUGCACACUGCUCAUUGUAUUGGAGCCACAGUGACCACAGGCGGAUUUUCUCUGUGCUCUUCAGUGUCACCUGUUUCUGUCUGCCAGCAGUGGUGAUUUUUGCUGUCUACUGUAAUGUCUACAAGGUGGCCCGUGUGGCUGCCCGGCAGCAUGGACCUCUGCCUUCCUGGACAAACAGUCAACUGAAGCAUCGCUCUGACUCAAUAAACAGUCAGACUACCAUCAUCACAACUCGCAGUGUCCCUCGCGGGAUUUCCCGAGACCGGCCUUUUGGUGGUGGUAAGGCUGCUCUCACUCUCGUGGUCAUUGUUGGCCAGUUUCUAAUCUGCUGGCUGCCUUAUUUUGCCUUCCGGUUCCAUUUGAUAUUCGAUGCAACACCCCAGAUCCCUAAUGACCUGGAGGAAACAGUCACCUGGCUGGCAUAUUCCUCAUUUGCAAUUAACCCUUUUUUCUAUGGGCUUCUAAACCGGCAAAUCAGGGAAGAGCUUUGUAAACUAAGGCGCUGCUACUCAGCUCGACCAAUGGAAUUGCCGGCAUCCAGCCAGGAGGGCUCAGGCCACGAGAACUUUUUGCAGUUCCUCAACAGGACCAGCUGCAGUUUAGAGACACGUCCAAGUUUUGCCACUCUGGAUCAUACUGGGCAGACUGGUUUCAGGAUACCAGGACAGAUUCCAGAGGAGUUCAUUUAGAGUACCUAGACUGUACCUCAAGUGUUGUGCCACAGAUAAUUGAUUGAAUGGGGGAUAAAGUUAUUUAAAGACUGUGUGUAAUAUGACAUAAACAAAUUUUGCACGCAGCGAUAACAACUGAGAUAGCGCAUACAGAGAGAAAAAAAAGCCUGUUAUUGUCUUUGAACCUUCUCUAUAAAGACUCUCAGAAAAAUACUGAAUGGACUUAGUUUCUUAAAAAGGUUGUUACUAUGGUAAAGCAAACCUUAGGGAACACUAAUUUUCCUAGCUAGUCUAAUGUAAAGUUAUUCUUCAUCUGCAAUCAAUACUUCUAUUUUAUCAAUACAAGUAAUUACACAAUCAAAUGUGGACAUGUUGUAUUUAUGUUGCAGGAAUUUAUGUAAAUGUUAUUUAUUGUACACAAACAGGAGAAAAUACUUUUUUGUUCAGGAAUGAGUUUUGUUAUUGCUUUAAAUGGGCAAAUAAA
Archocentrus centrarchus (flier cichlid) is the source of this 2072-nucleotide messenger RNA. Its product is annotated as probable G-protein coupled receptor. Gene Ontology annotation, cellular component: plasma membrane; signaling receptor complex; endosome. Lineage: Eukaryota; Metazoa; Chordata; Actinopteri; Cichliformes; Cichlidae. Gene Ontology annotation, molecular function: G protein-coupled receptor activity. Gene Ontology annotation, biological process: G protein-coupled receptor signaling pathway. The record is from RefSeq and is a predicted model, not a curated record. Bases 350 to 1606 code for a protein of 418 amino acids. The transcript has 2 exons.